Messenger RNA from Sporothrix schenckii 1099-18, 1530 nucleotides. RefSeq lists its product as uncharacterized. The record is from RefSeq and is a predicted model, not a curated record. NCBI's taxonomy places the organism in Eukaryota, Fungi, Ascomycota, Sordariomycetes, Ophiostomatales, Ophiostomataceae. The coding region runs from base 1 to 1530 and encodes 509 amino acids. The transcript has a single exon.
AUGGCACCUUCGGGACGGCGCGCCUCCAUGAGGAGUGUCCGCACCCUGCCCAUUGUGCACGAGGACGAUGACAUGGUUGUGGUGCCAACGCCCGAGUCAGCCGCCAUGUACCCAGUACGGCAAAACCGGCAUUCGGGAAUUGUCACGGCAUUGCCAACAUUGCAGGCCAGCGAUGGCGGCGAGGGUGCCGAAAGUGGCAGCGGAGGCAGUGCCGGCAGCGGUUCGGAUGAGGAGGCAGAUUCAUCACAAAGUCCCAGCCCCAGCCCCAGCCAGAGCCACAAUUCCAGUCCGAGUCGAAGCGUCAACCGCACUCCGAGAGCAUAUAGGGCCGGCAGCAUUGGCUCCUACCACAGCCAAGGCAGCCUUCGCAGCUACCAUUCACAACAUUCACAACAUUCACAACAGUCACAACAUUCGCAACAUUCGCAACGGCAACACCCAACCCUCCCCGUCGGACCUCUUUCACAGGCCUACCACGGCCCCAACUACCCAUACGUCAACCCGGCCUGCAGCGAAAGCAGCGAGGAGAGCGGCAUUACGGACCGCAAGCUGGAGGAGCAGAUGGCCGGGGCGGGCGGCGCAGGUGGACGCGGCCUGCCCAAGCGCGCACAAGACCGCCAGUGGUUUUCAAAGCGAGGCGGCUGGUGGCGGCUGAUCCUGACGCUGCUGCUGCUGGCCGUGAUUGCCGUCGGUCUCGGUGUCGGCCUCAAGUUUGGGCUCCAGCAGGCCAACAACAACAACAACAGCAGUGGCGGCGAUAGCAAGGGCGGCGACGGCGACGGCGCGGGCACAUCGACAUCACCACCGGCCACGCCGGCCACGCCGUCGGACCAGUUCCCUGCCGGGCGCUACUCGUUCACCGUGGCCCUUACCAAUGUCUCGACGGCGUGCACGACCAACGGGUUUGCCUUUGGCUGCGCGCCGUCGUCCAACAACGUCUUCUCGGCGUCCGGAUCGCCCGCCGCCCAGAACGCCUCGGCCGUCACCUUGGAAUGGAUCAUUGCCGGCACCACCGGCGGCAGCACCAGCAGCGCGUCCACCAUCACCACGUACACCAUCUCUUCGUCGUCUUCCUCCUCGUCCGCGUCACCCUCCUUCUCCAGCAUCUACAUGACCCUCCUCGACACAGGCCUACCCUCCGAGCGCCUCGUCUUCAACUUCUCCAUGGACCUCGCGUACGUACCCACGAGCGAUCUCGUGGAUCACCAGACCAGCGCCGCCACCUGCUAUUUCAACCAGACCAUCCUCCAAGCGACGCUCUGGACGCAGCGCCGUGCCACCUUCCCGCCCACCAUUGCAAACGUGCCGGCGCCGACCGAGGCCUCGACCUCUGCGUUUGUACCGUGGCCCUUUGCCGUCGAGAUCGCCCAGGUCCAACAAGCCGGCCCUGCGAUUCCGGACUGCGUCGACUACCACGGCAAUUCGCUGGGGGACUUCAGCGUCCCCGACGGUGGCGCGGCGGACGUGUGCGGCUGCUGGUACUCGAACAUGGUCGGUGGAGGAAGCACUAACGGGACGUCGACAAGGUAG